Molecule: messenger RNA, 1156 nt
Organism: Impatiens glandulifera
Lineage: Eukaryota; Viridiplantae; Streptophyta; Magnoliopsida; Ericales; Balsaminaceae
Product: transcription factor MYBS3-like
Exons: 3
Coding region: 99-869 (256 amino acids)
Biological process (GO): response to auxin; response to gibberellin; response to ethylene
Molecular function (GO): zinc ion binding; DNA binding
Source: RefSeq, a predicted model, not a curated record
ACUUUCAUAAAUAGCACCAAACACAACAUGUAAUAGAGGAAUAAUCAUCACUCUCUUUAAUUUUCUCUCUUCUAGCCAACAACAAAUUAUUAUCCACAAUGGGAAGAAAGUGUUCAUAUUGUGGAAAGAUAGGCCAUAACUCAAGGACCUGCACCACAAAUCGAGUCACUAAUACCCUAAGGCUCUUCGGUGUGCAACUCGACUUAUCUUCUUCUUAUUCCUCUAAUUCCUUUAAUGUCAACGUGAUCAAGAAAAGCCUCAGCACGGAUUGUUUUCCUUCUUCUUCCUCAUCAUCUUCUUUAUCAUCCUCGUCAAGACUUUCCAUUCAAGGAAAACUAGACAAGAUCACUUCUUCAUGCAUCGGUUACCUCUCUGCAGAUAACGACAACCUUAUAAUAAGGCCAAACCAAGAGAGAAAGAAGGGAGUGCCAUGGAAUGAGGAAGAACAUCGAAUGUUUCUAGCAGGGUUGGAGAAGUUGGGAAAAGGCGAUUGGAGAGGAAUUUCUAGGAACUUUGUGACGACAAGAACUCCCACUCAAGUUGCUAGCCAUGCUCAAAAAUACUUUAUACGGAAAGCUGCCCACAACAAGAUCAAUAAGAAGCGUUCAAGCCUCUUCGAUAUGGGAGCAAACCGGACAAUGACCAACAAUUUGGGAAUAACAAUGUCACAAACUAAAUGGAGCAACAAAGAAAAUGGUUGUCGUCGAUUAAACCAUUAUUCCGAACCAAAAUCAAUUCAACACACUUUUUCUUCUUCUACUAAAUAUGUUGUUGACUUAGAGCUCACACUAGCGGUUCCAAUAUUGACGAUUGAUCCAACAAACCCGUCUUCCAAUCAUCGCGUAAUGGGACCUAUCAGCGUUAUCUGACCACAUUCUGGUUGUGAAGCUAAUUAAUGAUUAUCACUUACUAUUUAUAUUACUUGAGGUUUAGACUAUUAAUGUAUUGUUCAAGAAACUAAUGAAGCACUAAUAUGUAUCCUACAUAUGUUUGUUUUCUAGAUCCAUUUUAGUAAAUGAUAAUUAUACUCUAUAUGUUUAAUUAUAAGCCAUAUUUUAAUUCUUUACUAACCACGAAAACUGUAAAAAUUAUGUCAUAUGUGAUAAAAUUGAAGGGGUAUAAGUUACCAUUUGAAUGAGUUUCAUUGUCAUGUUAA